Molecule: messenger RNA, 3366 nt
Organism: Otolemur garnettii (small-eared galago)
Lineage: Eukaryota; Metazoa; Chordata; Mammalia; Primates; Galagidae
Gene: PPP4R4
Product: protein phosphatase 4 regulatory subunit 4
Exons: 25
Coding region: 148-2769 (873 amino acids)
Cellular component (GO): protein serine/threonine phosphatase complex; cytosol
Molecular function (GO): protein phosphatase regulator activity
Source: RefSeq, a predicted model, not a curated record
GCUCCUGCUCCUGCCGCCCGCCAGCUUCACGCUUUGCUCCCGCGGGCGAGAGCGGGAGAAAGUCCUGCUGGUGGGCGGCCGCGGGGCUGCGCGCGGCAGGUAUCCCGGGGCCGCUCCGGCCCGGGCAGCGAGGGGGCUCGGCGGUCCAUGCAUCCGCCGCCGCCUGUCACCGGAAUGGAUUUCAAUCAGAACAGCCUGUUCGGCUACAUGGACGAACUGCAGGAGCUCACCAUCAUCGAGAGGCCGGUCCGCCGGAGCCUCAAGACACCAGAAGAAAUAGAAAGAUUGACAGUUGAUGAGGAUCUCAGUGAUAUCGAAAGGGCUGUCUAUCUACUCAGUGCUGGUCAAGACGUGCAAGGAACGAGUGUGAUCGCAAAUCUUCCAUGUUUGAUGCGACAGAAUCCUGCUGAGACACUUCGGAGAGUCUUGCCAAAAGUCAGAGAAAUCCUGCAUGUUGCAGGAGUGGAAAUGCAGUUAACGGCUGCAGUAUCAUUUCUGACCAUUCUACAGGAAGAAUCAGUGUCAAUUCAUACAUACGCCCACUCCUUCCUCCAAGUCAUUCUGCUGCACGUGGAGCACAGGGACACAGGUGUCAGCAAUGCAUGGCUGGAGACUCUUCUGUCUGUUAUAGAGGAAUUGCCAAAAGAAACCCUAAGGCAUGAGAUUUUGAGUCCACUUGUUUCCAAGGCACAACUUUCCCAAACUGUCCAGUCUCGUUUAGUUAGUUGUAAAAUUUUAGGAAAAUUGACUAACAAAUUUGAAGCCCAUACCAUUAAAAGAGAAAUACUUCCCCUGGUAAAAUCACUUUGUCAAGAUGUAGAUUAUGAAGUUCGAUCUUGUAUGUGCCGGCAAUUAGAAAAUAUAGCUCAAGGCAUUGGGACAGAACUAACAAAAAGUGUGGUGCUCCCUGAAUUAAUAGAACUCUCCAGGGAUGAAGGCAGCAGUGUGCGACUUGCAGCUUUUGAAACUUUGGUUAAUCUGCUUGACAUAUUUGACACAGAUGACAGAAGUCAAACUAUACUUCCUUUAGUGAAAUCAUUUUGUGAAAAAUCUUUCAAAGCAGAUGAAUCAAUUCUUAUUUCUUUAUCUUUCCAUUUUGGAAAACUAUGCCAUGGACUAUAUGGAAUUUUUACUCCAGAUCAACACUUGAGAUUUUUGGAGUUUUAUAAGAAACUUUCCACAUUAGGUUUGCAACAAGAAAAUGGCCACAAUGAAAACCAGAUUCCACCCCAAAUUCUAGAGCAGGAGAAGAAAUAUAUUUCAGUACGGAAGAAUUGUGCUUAUAACUUUCCGGCCAUGAUUGUUUUUGUUGAUCCUAAAAACUUCCACAUGGAACUCUAUUCUACAUUCUUCUGCCUUUGUCAUGACCCUGAAGUACCAGUCAGAUACACUAUUGCUAUUUGCUUUUAUGAAGUGUCUAAACUUCUGAAUUCUGGAGUAUAUUUAAUACAUAAAGAACUAAUAACAUUAUUACAAGACGAAUCACUGGAGGUACUAGAUGCUCUUAUAGAUCAUCUUCCAGAAAUUUUGGAACUUAUGUCUACUGGUGGAGAGAGCAGUGUUCAAGAAAAUAAGUUAUCCUCUCUGCCUGAUUUGAUUCCAGCACUCACAGCCGCUGAACAGCGAGCUGCAUCCUCUUUAAAAUGGAGAACUCAUGAGAAGCUGCUGCAGAAAUACGCCUGUCUGCCCCAUGUCAUAUCAAGUGAUCAGAUAUAUUAUCGCUUCUUGCAAAGAAUGUUCACAAUCAUGAUGACAAAUAAUGUCUUACCUGUCCAAAAGGCAGCUUCACGAACUCUGUGCAUUUUUCUACGUUACAAUCGUAAACAGGAACAGAGACAUGAGGUCAUUCAAAAAUUAAUUGAACAACUGGGCCAAGGCAAAAGUUAUUGGAAUAGACUUCGAUUUUUGGAUACUUGUGAAUUUAUUAUAGACAUCUUUUCCAAAUCAUUUUUUUGUAAAUAUUUCUUUCUACCUGCUAUUGAACUGACACAUGAUCCAGUAGCAAAUGUGAGAAUGAAACUUUGCUACCUAUUACCCAAAGUAAAAUCUACUCUGAAGAUUCCUACCGAUAAGCACCUACUUCAGCAACUAGAAAUGUGUGUAAGAAAACUCCUAUGUCAAGAAAAAGAUAAAGAUGUUUUGGCUAUUGUAAAAAAAACUGUAUUAGAGUUGGACAGAAUGGAAAUGUCUAUGGACGCAUUUCAGAAAAAGUUUUAUGAAAAAGAUUUGUUAGAUCAAGAGAAAGAAAGAGAAGAACUACUUCUUUUAGAAAUGGAACAAUUAGAAAAGGAAAAGCAGCAGAAUGAUGGAAGGUCCACGACUGACAAAAUGUUUGAUAAGAAACGUAGAGACACUAAGACACCAACACAAAGUCUGCCCAAGAACAUCUCCAUUUCUGUUCCUGGACCCUCCUCUGCCACCCCAUCGACAAGCAAAGAAAUCAAGAAAUCCAAAUUGAUUCGGAGCCAGUCUUUUAAUAAUCAAGCUUUUCAUGCAAAAUAUGGCAACUUAGACAAGUGUGCCGGUAAAAGUUCUACAACAGGAUAUACACCUACUGUCUCAGGGAUAGGAAAGACAUCUAUACUUUCACUAACUGAUGACUCAUUCCGGACUCGUAAUGCCAGUAGUGUUCCAACUUCUUUUUCUCCUAGUACACCCUUAGCAAGUACCUCCCGUGGGACAGCUAACUCAGUUGAUCCCAAGAGCGGUGGAAGUAAAGACACACAACCACGGAAGGCUACCUUAAAAUCCAGAAAAUCUAAUCCUUAAAUCAACUGCUUGAUGAAGGAGGCAAAACAAAGACGGCUGGAGAUAAUGUGUUUGAUGGACAAAAGCUAAAACAAUGGCUCGGCUUUUUUUUUUUUUUUUUUUACAGGAAUGAAAAAAGAGACAUAAUGGCAGCUGAUGUUAAACUUUCCAUAUUUGAAAUUAGAUGCCCUAGGAGUUCUAAUAUAUAUUUCUUGAAUAAUAAUGUGGUUACAGAAUUCCAAUGUUACAGUGAAGUGUAAUGAAAAACAACUUUAGGAAUGUGCUUUACUGCUGCAAAAGAGACAAAUCUGCCUUUAUUUGUGCAGGAAACCAGCUAUUUAAUUGUUCUAGAGUUUUAGCAUUUAAAAAAUUGUCCAAAUCAACUGAAAUUGCGCUAGCUAGCUAAUCACUUGAAAGGAGGCCUUGGAAAGUAAGAAAGUUACCGCAUUUUCUCACAACUCUCCAAGCUCAAUUGAAAAGUCAUGCUGAAAGGGUACAAACCGCUGUCUGCAAUUUUAUCAGUCCUAUGAUUACCGUAACAAUAUGCUGUACCUGGACAUGCCCAGAUAUAAAUUUGGCAAUGAAAAUCUAUAAGGUUUCUGAUAACAUUGAGCUAUA